GUUCUGCGGUGAAGUACAUUUAAACCGGUCUGUGAGGAGCAGGGGCGCGCGCUUCACGGUGCUACACAACCACAACAAUAACACAACACCUGGAGGCCCGUUACCAAGCAACAAGCCUCCCUUUGGACAUGUCGCACGUCCAGUUAUCGAGCAGCGCGCUGGAGCGGCUGGCGGCCCGCAGGACCUUCCCUCUCCAGAGGCGCACCGCCGUCUGCCGCAGCCUGUUCGGCCCGGUGGAUCACGACGAGCUGAGCCGGGACGUUAAAGCCAAGCUGCGGGAGAUUUCCGAGCGGGACACGCAGAGGUGGAACUUUAAUUUCGAGGAUGACUCCCCGCUGGAAGGAAACUACGAGUGGGAGGAGAUGCCCGCGGAGAGGACGGCGGCGUUUUACCGUGAGUCGGUGCAGAGCGGCAGGACGCGCGUCCCGGCGACGCCCGUUAAGCAGACGCCCUCCUCGGACUCGGAGAGCCCCGCUGUCAUGGAGCGCUUAGCGGUUCCGGAGAGAAGCAGCGGGGACAGCGGCUCCGGCAGCCCGCAGGAGGUGAACCAGGAGAACCGGCCGGUGACGGUGACCCCGGGGCCCCGCAGACCGGCUCCAUGCCUGAGGCGCAAGAGGACGACGGCUGCUGAUCACAGCAAUGCGCUCAUCACAGACUUCUUCGUGAAACGGAGGAAAUCUGCAGACCGACUUUCCAAGACUUCCAUCCAAAUGGAACAAACUCCGCAGAGGAGAAUCCGCUGAAGGUGCUGACUGCUCCUCCUCUACUUUUUGUUGCACUACUUCCACGCGUGUUUUUUUUUUUUUUUUUUUUUUUUUUUUGAGGACUGAGAGACUUUUUUUGUUUGAAAUCACGCUGGAGGAUGGAGGGAUGCGCGGCGCAUCGGCUGCAGCUUUGCGCCUGAGCGGAGCGGCGCAUCGGCUGCAGCUCCUCCCGGGAUGGAGGCUUUGGGAUCGGAUAGAAAGAGAGAAAGAGGCCGAGUGGAUGGAAGAAGAAAAAGGAAAUAAAGGGAUUCAGUUUUUCAGUACAAAUGUAGCAUCUAUUGAUUUUGCAUCCAGCCACUCGACAGUGUUAAAUGUUUUAACAUCUGUGCAAUCUAGAGAUAAUUUCUACACUGGCUAAAGUGUACAGCUUUAUAGAAGCGGUAGCAUUUGUUUAUUUCUGCUCUGUUUGAUUUUCUGUGAAACUAUAUAUUUUAAGUUUAUUCUAACUUAUAAGUUAUUUAUGUUUCUCUUGCCGAUUUUUAAAAUUAUUUUAUUUCUUUUUUUAUUGUGGUGUUUUGCAAUCCUGUAGCCUCCCGAUAGUCUUUGUUUCUGAGCCUUUAUGGAGUUUUAUUGUUUUAGUGACCUUUUUCUUUGUUUAAUGAUGGAAAUAAAACAUUUUCAAAUGUAA
Molecule: messenger RNA, 1392 nt
Organism: Cyprinodon tularosa
Lineage: Eukaryota; Metazoa; Chordata; Actinopteri; Cyprinodontiformes; Cyprinodontidae
Product: cyclin-dependent kinase inhibitor 1C-like
Exons: 3
Coding region: 129-743 (204 amino acids)
Biological process (GO): regulation of cell cycle
Cellular component (GO): nucleus
Molecular function (GO): cyclin-dependent protein serine/threonine kinase inhibitor activity
Source: RefSeq, a predicted model, not a curated record